Messenger RNA from Octopus sinensis (East Asian common octopus), 985 nucleotides. RefSeq lists its product as uncharacterized. The transcript has 4 exons. Gene Ontology annotation, cellular component: endoplasmic reticulum. Gene Ontology annotation, molecular function: sterol 24-C-methyltransferase activity. NCBI's taxonomy places the organism in Eukaryota, Metazoa, Mollusca, Cephalopoda, Octopoda, Octopodidae. Gene Ontology annotation, biological process: sterol biosynthetic process. The record is from RefSeq and is a predicted model, not a curated record. The coding region runs from base 257 to 898 and encodes 213 amino acids.
GAAAAAGAUAAAGUUGUGUGGUUUAGCAGAAAAAAAUUAGUUGUCACGGAAUCAUCAUUAUGUAUUCUAACUAAAGUUCUGAUUAUUUAAGCAUAUGGUGACAUAUGUAAAUAGGAGGAAUACCUGCCAGUAAGUAACCCAGCAAUUCCAGAGACUGUCAUUUAAUUUGGAACCUUUGUUUCUUGGAAACAUUUGCUUCUCUUGGAAAACUAUUGACACAAGAAAUCACAACAGCUUUCAAUUCUAGAACUUCAAAAUGCUGAUACACACAUUUGCCAAAAAUUUGCGACAACCACAAAAAACCAUUGUUGGAAGACUUGCUAAGUAUUUUAUCAUAAUAAGGAGUAGAAGAUUAGAGAUAUCUGCAGUUGAACAUUGUAACAUUAAACCUGAUUAUAAUGUUCUUGAAGUGGGUUUUGGCCCUGGGUUAGGCCUAGAAGCAGCCUAUCAGAAGAUCAAAGGUGGCAAAGGGAAAUUACUUGGCCUUGACUUGUCGCCUUAUAUGCUGGAAAUAGCAGCUAAACGACUGAGUGAAGGCAUCAGCAAUAAACAAGUGGAACUGCAUCUUGGAAGUGUUAUGGAAAUGCCAUUUGAAACAAAUUCCUUUGAUCGGAUCUUUCACUGCAAUUGUUUUUAUUUUUGGCCUGAUUUUGACAAAUGUGUUCAAGAGCUGUAUCGUUGUUUAAAGCCAAACUCAUUAAUGAUAACGACAAUUAAUUAUGAAAAGAUAAAAUCUGCAAAUAAAUUAGGUCUAAUGAGAUAUGGCAAUAUUGAUGUGGAACAUUAUAUGAAUGUUCUUAGCAGGAAUAAAUUCGAAAAUGUAAACAUGAAGACUCACAAGUACAAGAGCGAAGAAUAUCAGGCUAUUUCCGCUUUCACAGGAUCAAAAGAACAAUAAUUUAAUAUCCAAUUGCUUUCAAUGCUUCUACAUUGGUUUACAUCUUGCUAUAAAGUACAGUUUCGAUAUAAAUAUAUAUAAAAUCUA